UGUAAAGACGGAACUUUUGACGACGGCGAAUGGAGGAAGACAGGGCGGCCGUGACCGGAGAUGUUGCGUCUCGAGAGACGACGGAACCUAGCGAGGACAUACUCAUGUGCGUCGACGUUGAUGCGGAAUCUACGGUGGAGAUGAAGACGACUGGUACUAACGGUAGGCCUCUUAACAGACUAGAGUGCGUCAAGCAAGCCAUUACUCGCUUCAUUCACGACAAGCUCGCCACAAACCCCAAUCAUCGUUUUGCUUUCGCUACCCUCUCCAAAUCAGCCGCUUGGCUUAAAAAGGAAUUCACCAGUGAUUUUGAAUCUGCUGCUGCCUCCCUAAGAGAAAUGUCAGCUACUAAAUCCUCUGGUUCAGCGGAUCUCACUCUUCUGUUCGAGGAAGCGGCUCAGGAAGCCAAAAAUUCCAGAGCACAAAACCGAAUUUUGAGAGUGAUUCUCAUAUACUGCAGGUCAUCCGUGAGACCAACCUAUGAUUGGCCCGUAAACCAGAAGCUUUUCACAUUGGAUGUUUUGUACCUACACGACAAGCCGGGUCCUGAUAACUGUCCUCACGAUGUCUAUGACUCUCUUGGUGAUGCUAUAAAGCGUGUUUCAAAGUAUGGAGGUUACAUCUUUGAGAGCGGUCAUGGGCUUGCACAGUCUGUUUUCAAACGUAUGUCAACAUUGUUAUCACAUCCUCCUCAAAGAUGUGCUCAAGUCGAUCUCCCCAAGCCCCCUGCAAAGAAGCCAGCUGUUUCCUGUGGUAAGUCAGCCUCGUAUUCAAAGAAACGAGCGAUGCAACCGUUAGGAAAAACUCCUAAUACAAACACAAAGAGAACACACAGCCCAGGCAAAGACAAAGCAUCUAAUCUCAAAAACUAUGAUGAAAAUUUAGUUGGGUCGAGGGUCAAAAUCUGGUGGCCUUUGGAUAAAGCGUAUUAUGAAGCUGUGGUCAAUACAUAUUAUUCUGCUAAAGAUAGACAUCGGGUUCGUUAUGUUGAUGGAGACGAAGAAAUCUUGAAUAUGAGAACUGAAAAGUGGUAUUUUGUGAAUAAAUCCAAAUUGUCAAAGCAGGAUAAAGAAGCUAAUCAAACGGGAUGUGAUGAAGAAGCCUCCACAAUGCCUCAGAAGAAGAAAGCUAAGACAACCAAGGAACAGUCAACUAAUAAGCAAUCAAAGAUACCAUCUUCACCUUGUAAUAGAAAGGAUGAUGAGGUUGCCCAAAUAUCACGGAGCCAGGCAAAACAAGUUCUCAGUAGCUGUGCUAGCCAGCUCAAAACGUAUAUGACAGAAGCAGUGAAAUCAUCGAGCGUCUCCUUGGAUAAGCACAGUGAUGUAGUGGAUUCAAUAUGUGAAGGGGCAUUUGAUGCUUUGAAGCAGGAAGAAAUUGUGGCUAAUGAAAAAGAAGACUUUCAAGGGCCAAGGGAAUCGGCAGUUGAGGAACAACAGAAGGCAGCAGAAGUUCCGACCCCUGAGCUAACUUGUGUACCUGAGAGGAGACUUAAUCUGGAGCAUUCAUUAAGUUUUUGUCCUCAUGAGUCAUCUGUCAGUGCAGCUAUUUCGUCUAAGAAUGAGAAUGGACAUAAGGCAGUGUCCCCGCGAUGUGAAAAAGUGGCUAUUGGUGGAGUAGAGACUCAGGAAAGGAAAAUCCUUGAGAUGGUUCAACAACCAGUGGCUGAAGAAGAGGCAGACACUGAGACUCAGGCAGACAAGCAAGCUCAAGUCGCAAGCUCCAGCCAUAAAAAUGCCUACGGGGAGAUGGAUAAGAAAGCUGCAGAAGGAGAAACGUUUUGCCGUUCUCACAAAUCCAGUGCUGAGCCUGGAGACGUGCAUCCCAUGAAACCCACUCAAUCUUGCUGCGUCACACAACAGCUGGCUAAGGUGAAACAGAGCAUUUUAGACACAAUAGCCAGUGUAAGACAGUUUCGCUGUGAGCUGGAGACAAAGGAACAGAGCAUUGUAGACACGCUAAGCAUCGUAAGACAGUUCCGUUGUGAGAUAGAGAAAAAGGAAGACAACCUUGAAGAUUCACUUGUGGAAAUUGACGUGUUAGGGGAGAAGAUAUUGGAGAUCAACAAAAUCCUCAACUGAAGAGGAGGAAGUGGACUGCAAACUCUCCUUUCUUUGUUUUUGGUAUCCUGAACUAGUUCGACGAUGGAGUUAUAAGUAGUUGACCAGAGAGAAGUUUUUUUUGUAUAGCGUUAUCUCUCAAUCAAGUUUAUUAAAGACAGUUGAUUUCGGAUGGUAAUAAGGGGUUAGUUGAUUAGUUCUCGACCCAUAACGUUGGAAACAUAAUUAAGAAGAAAGUUAUAAUUAAUGUUGGCCA
This is a messenger RNA of Capsella rubella, 2316 nucleotides long. RefSeq lists its product as uncharacterized. Gene Ontology annotation, biological process: positive regulation of DNA repair. Lineage: Eukaryota; Viridiplantae; Streptophyta; Magnoliopsida; Brassicales; Brassicaceae. The record is from RefSeq and is a predicted model, not a curated record. Gene Ontology annotation, cellular component: BRCA1-A complex; BRISC complex. The transcript is spliced from 13 exons. Bases 30 to 2081 code for a protein of 683 amino acids.